AUGUUUGACUUUGAUAUUUCCACUGGAAAGCGAAGGCGAACAGAGUUCAAACGAGGCUGUAAGGUGCCCUCAUUAGUACCAUACAAAGAUGUGAUGAAAUUCAUAUCAGAACAAAAGAUUGGGACCCUUCACAAUAUACCUCAGGCCAGGGCUGACAGUGAAAUUGAGGACAGUGAAGAUGUUAAUCAGAAUCUGUUACCACUUGUACCUGGUCAUUUCAUUGACUUGCAAGAACGUUUGUUACACAUGGCUAAUUUGUAUCUUCAUAUUGACAGUUACAGGCCAAAUUUUCUGAGUUGGUUUGAAAAGGAAAGGGGCAAUUUUUUAGUGGCAAUUGGAGCAGACGGUGCUCCUUUUGGUAAAUCGAAUGGAGCAUGUGCUUGGCUGGUUUCAUUUAUAAAUGUUACAGAAAGAGUGUCAAGCCCUUAUGACAAUUUCCUAAUUUGUGGUGGUAAUUGUGCUGAAGACCACCCAUCAAUGUUAGAGUGUGGCAAACUUGUAAGAUCACAAAUCAGUGUUUUGGAAAAGCAAACAUUUACCAUAAAAGGCCAACAGGUAAAAUUUUCCUUCAAAAUGGUGCCCUCGGAUAUGAAAUGGCUGAGUAAAUUUUCAGGUGAAAUUAGCAAUGCAGCUACAUACCCAAAUCCCUUGGCCAAUGUGGAUCAGAAAGGUUUGUCAGAGAGAGGUUGUACUCUGGGUACUGGUCCAGGAGAUAAAUGGAAACCUUGGGCCUAUGAUUUUAGAAUGCAGGUUGCUAAAAAAGUUUCACAGUUUGAGGAAAAACAAUCAAAACCAACCAAUGCAUCUCAAAUGCAAACUUUCCGCAACAAGGUGUGCCAAUUCAUAGCUAAACUUAAAUCCAGACAAGAGUAUGAACCAAUACUUGGUCCUCUUGUCCUAAAUGCAAAGGCUGACAGUCUCCAUGUUGGCAACAACUGCUGGGGACAUUGGUUCAAGAAGGUUUUUAGCACCAUCCUAGCAAAUGCAAAAGUGGGCUCAAAUGUGAAGUCAGUUUUCCAGCUUCCAGAACACAACCCUUUGCGCAAACAUUUAAAGACCUUAAGGUUUAAAUUGAAGUGCAAAAAGCUGUACAACAAGAUUUGUCGUUGGUUUAAGGAAAAGCGAAAAUCUGGUGAUUUUGAAUUUAGGUUUACUGGUGAGGAGACCAAAAAAUUUUGCCAUGGAUUCAUGUUUAUCAUUGACGAUCUCAUUGGUGAUGGCUCAGAUAUAGAGCAACCACACAAUUUCUUUGGCUUGUCAAUGGCAAGAAUGGGCCUUCAUUUAAGAAAUGCCUUGUCUCUUGCUGUCAGAGUCUCAGAUAUUAAGACAGAAGAUUUGCCUAAAUUAGAAGGGGAUUGCAGGAUGUAUUUCAAUUUAGCAUCUCUAUUUCAUUCCACCAAUGUUAGUGUCUGGACAAUGGGACAUUGA
Molecule: messenger RNA, 1428 nt
Organism: Porites lobata
Lineage: Eukaryota; Metazoa; Cnidaria; Anthozoa; Scleractinia; Poritidae
Source: the annotation of a GenBank genome assembly